Coffea eugenioides is the source of this 550-nucleotide messenger RNA. Its product is annotated as late embryogenesis abundant protein 1. NCBI's taxonomy places the organism in Eukaryota, Viridiplantae, Streptophyta, Magnoliopsida, Gentianales, Rubiaceae. The transcript is spliced from 3 exons. Bases 50 to 289 code for a protein of 79 amino acids. The record is from RefSeq and is a predicted model, not a curated record.
UUACAAAGAUAUCAAACGAUUUAGUCACUUCAUUUCAUCUUUAAGAAAAAUGUCGAGCACUCAGUUUAAUGCAGGCGAAACCCAUGGCAAAACUCAGGCCAAGACAGAGCAAUUGGUUGAUUCAUGCAAGGAUACAGCAAAUGCAGCCCGUGACCGAUCUGCCCAGGCUGCAGAUCAGAGUGCAGGAUUCCUUCAGCAGACUGGUGAGCAAGUGAAGAGCAUGGCUCAGGGUGCUAUUGAUGGUGUGAAGAACACGCUUGGAGUUGGUGACAACAACACUAAGAAGUGAAAGAAACACGUCAGUCAUUCGUGCGAAUCAUGACUUAGUUGAUUUAUUUGUUGGUCAUUUCCUAUAAUUAGGAGUUUCCUACACUCGAAUGGUAUAAGGAAAUCAUAAGUAGGGGUUUCUUUUUAAGGAUUUCUCGGAUGAUGUAAUAAGAGCUUUUAGGAAUUUGUCGCUAAAGUGGAGUUUAUACCAUUUUGAUGAUUUUUAGGUUAGCUUAGGAUUUGCUUCAGUUUCUAGCUUAUUUAGAGUUGGGAGCAUGUUAAU